UGUGUCAGACAACGUAGAUCGUGUGAAUCCGUCAUACAUUUUAAUUACGUAACAGCGUAUUGCCAACACUGCGGCGUAAUCGCACCAAGUGCUCUCGUGAAAGUGCUCUCGGUCAACGCGUGGGUGGAUCUGUUUUCAAAAAUGUAGAAAGGGUGUGUGUAAAGGGCACCAGUGAUAACCGAUAGUGAUGACAAAGGAGCAAAGUGUGUGACACAGCCGUGUGCAGAGGAUCAAUUUGAGGAAAAAACACGAUAUAUAUGCAUACAUACAUAUCGCCGGUGACAGCUAAAGCAGCGAUGGAAGCGAACGCGAUGCUCUUGUUAGCUUUAUGUGCGUGCGUCACGCAUGCUUUUAAUCUCGAACCACGAAUACCUGUUAUCAAAAGAGGCCUGGAGGGCUCCUAUUUUGGCUACUCGGUGGCUGAACACAUAGAAGUCGAAAAUUCAUUGUCGAGGUCGAUAAGUUGGAUGCUAGUGGGUGCACCUUUAGAUCAAAAUCGGCAACCAGGAACGAAUCGAUCGGGAGCAUUGUGGCAAUGCCCACUGACGACGUUUGUACAUGAUUGUACUCAAGUUAUUACGGACGGACGGCUGAUGGGCGAUGGUCUGUUAAACAGAUCAUAUGAGUACGAAUUAUAUGAUUCAAAUUUGGAAUCAGACGAUCUAGUACCGCCAGGUAAUGACGAGAUAAAGGAUAAUCAAUGGUUAGGAGUUACAGUACGUAGUCAAGGAGCCGGUGGCAAAGUUUUGGUAUGCGCGCACCGGCAUAUCGUUAAGACAGCCGAUUCUCAAUGGGGUCAGGGUCAAUGUUAUAUAUUGACUCAAGACUUGAAGUACGACGAUUUGAAGAAACCAUGCUCGGGGAAGCCUACAAACAAGGCGCACGAACAAUUUGGCUACUGCCAAGCCGGAACCAGUGGUUUGCUAACCGCAGAAGAUCGCGUGGUCAUCGGUACUCCGGGGCCGCACACUUGGAGGGGAACUCUUUAUCUGUUCACCGUGUCCGACGAAUUCCUAACUCGAGAUAACACGGUGUACAAUGCGCCAAUGCAAGAUUACUCGCCCGUAAAUAAAUAUAGCUACCUUGGAAUGUCCGUCGCUGUUGGAAAUUUCUUCGGCAAGGGUUUGUCUUAUGCGGCUGGCGCACCUCGGUCUAACGGAACGGGCCAGGUGAUUCUGUUCACUAGAGUUGAUUUCAAACCAGACAUGGAUGUCGCCCUCAUUCUGGAUGGCGAACAAUUCGCCUCGAGCUACGGAUAUGAAAUCACGACCGCGGAUGUGAACGGAGACAAAAUUACUGAUCUGAUCGUGGCAGCGCCGUUUUACUUCAACAAAGCAGAGGGCGGAGCCGUCUACGUCUAUACUGCGUUAGAUGUAUGUAAAAGCCUCAGGAACAGUGAGAAAUGUUCUCCCGUCAAGCUCGUCGGUCGUGAGGAAUCGAGGUUUGGUUUUGCGCUGACAAAUUUGGGUGAUUUAAACAAGGAUGGGUACGAGGACAUCGCAGUCGGUGCGCCAUACGAAGGGAAAGGGACGGUCUAUAUCUAUCUAGGUUCCAAGAAUGGUAUAAUUAAAGUACCAUCGCAGAUAAUCCAUGCGGAAGAUAUGCCUACACCGUUGAAAACAUUUGGUUACUCGUUAAGUGGGGGAGUCGAUAUGGAUUAUAAUGGUUACUCGGAUCUCUUGAUCGGAGCGUACGAGAACGACGCGGUGGUACUUCUCCGUUCUAAGAAAAUCAUCGAUAUCUCGACUUAUAUACGUUAUAUGAAAAAGGAUGGAACAUAUCAGGAUACGAUAGAAUCGAUCGAUCCUAAUAAAAUUGGCUGCUUGGCCGAUCCAAAUUCAAAUCAUACAUGUUUCUCAUUCGAGGCUUGCUGUGAAACAAAGUCGCUAGUGAAGGAAGAAUCUAUGCAGAAUCUCAGAUUAAACUAUUACAUCGAAGCUGAGACUUAUACCGGAGCUAAGAAAUUCUCGAGGAUUUGGUUUGACGCUGGUAGUGGUUCGCGUCCCCAUUACAUCAAUCGAACAGUCACCCUUGAUGCAACGAGCUUGAGACAUUGCCAAAAGGAAAUUGUCUAUUUGAAGGAGAAUACGCGCGACAUCCAAUCUCCGAUUAAAUUCCGUCUGAAUUAUUCGCUAAUACAAGAGGAACCGGUUAUGCCUCCGGAGGGUGCUCCCCUACCGGAUAUACAAAAUUAUCCCAUACUUAAUCAGCAAGAGGCUGCGCGCAUAUUCGAAGCCGUAUUCCAGAAGGAUUGCGGAAACAAUGACAUUUGUGAAAGCGACUUACAAGUGACAGCUAAAUUAAAUUUGUCAGCUUCCUCUGUAAAACCGGACUUUUACGAGCUACUUUUGGGAGAGAGAGAGGAAAUAGUAGUCGAAGUGAACGUGGGGAAUAUCGGCGAGUCCGCGUAUGAGGCUCAGCUGUUCAUCGUUCACUCGCAGAGCUUGAACUAUAUUGCCAGCAAGAGCAACGACUCCGUGAUCUGCAACUUACAUAACGCCACUGUAGUAUCGUGCUCCAUCGGCAAUCCUUUCAAGAAGGACAAAAUGGUAGACAUACAAGUGAGAUUCGAUCCCAAGGGUCUCGAAGACAGCGAAUCGGAACUAGAUUUCACGAUAUUCGCAAAUUCCACAUCGAAGGAAGUCACGGAGAAGCGAGCAACUGUGCUGCAAGCUACGGUGUUGAAACGCGCUGAACUCUCGAUCAAAGGAAAUGCGAAGACUCAGUGGGCGUUUUAUGGUGGCCCGGUAGUCGGUGAGUCCGCGAUAAAGCAUUUGAACGAAGUAGGACCAAAAGUAUCGCACAUUUAUGAGGUGUUCAAUGAAGGCCCAUGGAAAGUCAGUACUGUUGAGGUGCGCAUUUCAUGGCCUUACGAAGUCGCGAACGAUAAACCGCACGGCAAGUGGUUACUGUAUCUGGAAGAGAUGCCAACUAUACAAGCUUUGGGAGAUGGUGAAUGUAUACUGCCACCAGGACAUGUAGUCAAUCCGUUAAGGCUACAGGAUAGCAUCAACUUGGACGACACUGAUAGCAUUUUGCAUACACACUCUUCAACACCAUCACCGAUUCUAUACAACCAUACUAAUCACGUAAGAGUAACGCGAGACACGGAGAAGGUUGUAAAUACGCGAACAAUUAUCGACAAGGACGGACAUCGGCAUCGCGUGGUUGCAAUGAAUUGUAAAGCUGGAACAGCAAAGUGUUUCGACAUUACGUGCUAUAUAUAUAAUUUGCAGAGAAAACAGGAAGCCAUCAUAACUGUCAAAGCCAGACUUUGGAAUUCUACGUUGGUCGAGGAUUAUCCGAAAGUGGACAUGGUUAAAAUAGGCUCCAACGCAAGAAUAGUGAUACCCCCGAAUGUUGUAAUACAGCAAGAAAACUUGAAAGACGAUUAUGCAACCGCUGAGACGAUCGCUUAUCCAGAUCUGUUGGACCAGCAGGAAGCCGAGCCCGUACCGAUAUGGAUAUACAUAGUGGCAGCUGUAGCGGGUAUGCUAUUGUUCAUCUUGCUUACAUUAGUAUUGAGGAAACUGGGCUUUUUCAAAAGGCGGCGGCCGGAUCCAACUUUGUCCGGGAAUCUUGAGAAGCACAGGGAUGAUAAUCCGGAAAGCGAAGCGUUAUUCAAGCACUAAGAUCAAAAGCAAAAGUUCAAAGUGUUUGCAAGAAAUUGUCAUAAUUACUUAAGUUUAAGUACUUAUGAUAGAGAAGGAGAAGCGCAGGCGCGCGCAACUCAUUUCCAGUUUUAUACUAAGUUUGGAAUGCAUAUUUUGUAUACACGUGCAGCUAAAUACGCGAGAAUUGAUAAAGUAGAUUGUGAUAUUGUUAUAUUAAAUACAUUUUAUGCGCAUGCGCAGACGAAUCUUUCUCGAAGGCGCUCACGUAAUUGUUGCGUGAUACGCGCAGCAGCGUCGUAAACGCCUCACUGUUCGGACACUUGUUUUACGAAUGUAAUAACUUCGGGAGAGCAUGAUAUUUAGAUGAUAGUCGUAAAUUAUGACUAUUGUUUGUUUUCGAGCAGAUAAACGAUACACGAAAAUACUUAAUCAAUGUACAUUAAGGUACAUGUACAUAUGAUGUACGAUGGUGCAAUGAAAUAACGAUUUUAUAAUCGUAUGGUAGCUGUUACAAGUUUAUUCGUAUUUCACUCGUGCCAUUGCAUACGUAUACAAACAGCUUUAACAUAGGAUGAGGAUGACGAGUCAAAUUCACAAUGGAAACUGUUCUCCGUUUAUAUUAUUUCAGUAUAAACGAAUAGACUUUGUCAUGGAAAUAGUUUUCUAUCUGCAUUAUUUUCAAAAAAUAAUGUAUGUAUUUGUUAAGAUCUCUAUUAAAAGCACAUGGAUCAUCUAAUUCGUGGCAUGUGAAACGUCAAAUGAGUCAUGCAAUCAAAUGCAUUUCUUGUCAAUCCAAAUGCGUUAAUACACUGCCACUAUAUAAUAGAAGCAUUUUUAAUAUAAUUUUUUCUUCUAUAAUCUUCGUUUAAAGACUAUUUAUCCUAUAAACUAUUCGUUUAGAGACUAUUCAAAUCUAUUCAAAUCAGUUUAAGACGAACCUUGAAGCUGUUAUGAAUGUUUUAAAGCGAGAGGAAAGGAAGAUAUUCAGCGAGCCUUAAAUAUAAUGGGAGCAAUUAUUGAAUAUUAAAUAUGUAAAAUAUUUGUUCUUUAUUAUAAUUGGACAAAAUUUAGCAGAAUUAAUACUCUGUGACAAUCGAUGCAACUGUGUUUCUAAUAUUUCUGUAUCAUUAUACAAGUUCAGGUACUUAAAUAUUUUUUAUAAGUUUAAUCAUGUUUACACAUGACCAUAAAUUUUUUCCCAUCGCAACAUGUGACAAUGCAAAAGCAAGUAGGACGAACGUGUCUGGUAUAAAUAUGAAAUAAAUUAUAUCAUUUAUAACAUAAUAAGAACAGACAUAACAAGAAUGAGAGAAAGAUUUUGCACACAAGCAAUAUCCUAUUCAUAUUUAAUGGAUUGCUAACUCUGCAAAUCUUUCGCGAAGGCUGAUGAUGUUACAAUCUUCCAACAAACGUUUGUUAUACUGCCCUAUGAGAAAAAGAAACAUUUAUAUAUUUAAUUACGAAUAUUUAAAAAACUUUUGUUAUAUAAUAUUCUUAUUACGUAUAAGACUUUUUUUAGCAAUGUUAUAGGAUAAACUAUACUUAUCCAGCAAAUAGAAUCAAUGUAUAUCUCGAUGCAUUUUAAUAUUAAUUAUGAAAUAAAAUUUUAUUAUAUUCUGACAAUAAA
This is a messenger RNA of Ooceraea biroi (clonal raider ant), 5241 nucleotides long. RefSeq names its product multiple edematous wings (gene mew). NCBI's taxonomy places the organism in Eukaryota, Metazoa, Arthropoda, Insecta, Hymenoptera, Formicidae. Gene Ontology annotation, biological process: integrin-mediated signaling pathway; cell adhesion mediated by integrin; cell-matrix adhesion. The record is from RefSeq and is a predicted model, not a curated record. Gene Ontology annotation, molecular function: integrin binding. Gene Ontology annotation, cellular component: external side of plasma membrane; integrin complex.